This is a messenger RNA of Anopheles funestus (African malaria mosquito), 3280 nucleotides long. Its product is annotated as zinc finger protein 345-like. The coding region runs from base 389 to 2290 and encodes 633 amino acids. Gene Ontology annotation, cellular component: nucleus. Gene Ontology annotation, biological process: regulation of transcription by RNA polymerase II. The record is from RefSeq and is a predicted model, not a curated record. Lineage: Eukaryota; Metazoa; Arthropoda; Insecta; Diptera; Culicidae. The transcript has 2 exons. Gene Ontology annotation, molecular function: RNA polymerase II transcription regulatory region sequence-specific DNA binding; DNA-binding transcription factor activity, RNA polymerase II-specific.
UUUGUGUUGAUAUUGAUUCUAGAACUCGCAUUACGCCUGACCAAUAAAAACUCAAUCACUUUUGCACAUAAUUUCUGAAGUCAUGCGAACGCUUUUGCUCAGCGUUCAAGACGAAAUCCGACUCGGAUACAUCUAACCUGUAUAUAUGUUGACUUUUAAUUUGUAAAAAUAGAAAAUGUCAAAGUGACAACCGAAAAAGACAACAACAGAAAAAAAACGAACUAACAGAAGCUUGGUAAACGCUCUGCUAUUUACAUUUGCAAUAUCUUAUCACCGUUUUUUCUGUUACUAUUGGAAAAGACCAAUCGGUUUGUUUCGUUCACUAGAUUAACAACUUCGAUUGAUGUAUGAGAGGCAAUUGCAGGCGUGUGAACAACAGUGAUACACAAUGAUUCUCCGGCAAUUUGUUACUGGUAGUAACGCUGUGGAAGAAAUUUACAUUGUAAAAUCGGAAUGUCCGACUUUUGUUAACGAAACUAUAGAAAACGGGAGUGAACCUUCUUGUGAUUUACAAGAUACAGCUGAACAGUGUGUUUUGACAAUCAUCGAGGCAACAGCUGUUGUUAACAGGAGAACCGACACAAGCGUUACCAUAGCGAAUUCGGAUACAAAUGCGGUUUCAAUUGUAAAACAAUGCAGUGAGCAACCAAAUGAAGUAUCUUCCCAAAUUCAAUUGUCUUCUGAUAAAAACAUUUGCCAGCUGUGCAUGGUUAACUUUGAUUCGAUCGCUAUGUUGAAACAGCAUCUAAAUAAGGACCAUCAUCACAUGUUGCCUUUCAGGUGCAAAUCAUGUGCCUCCAGGGAAAUAAAAAACGUUUUACUGUUGAACAAACAUUUUUCCCAACACGAUCGCAACAAAUUAUACAAAUGUAGUUAUUGCGAAGCAAGAUUUGAAAGUGCAAUGCGUCGUUCAGUACAUCAACGUCGGUUCCAUCAAGAGAUGGUGAGCAUUGAUUCUAGUGUAGGACGAUACACGUGUCGAUAUUGUGAGAAGCGAUUUGUAGGAAAAGCGAACUUUGAUCGUCACGAGCGUAAUCAUGACAAACAGCUGGCUCUGUCCGGUGAGGCGAAUAUUUUCGACUUUUUGUAUCAUUGUUACGUGUGUAGUAAACAAUUCACCUCCAAGCAUGCACUUAACGAGCAUUUAAUUGUGCAUGUUGAUCGUUUACCUUUUCGCUGCGGUCAAUGCGUAUCGACAAGCGUGAUAAUAUCAUCCGUGCGCUCGUUAAACAAACAUGUUGCGCUGCAUAUAGAGAAGAAGCCCAUUAAAUGUAUCUAUUGUGCAGAAACCUUUAUAACUGUUCAGGAAUGCGAAACACACGAAAGGCUUAGUCAUGUAGAACUACAUCUACUACCUAGUGAGCACAGUGCUGCAAAGAAAGAAGAAGAAAAUGAAUCCCUGCAGGGUUGUAGAAGCCAGCUAAACAAUCACAAUCACACCAGUGGAGGAACGUUUCGGUACGAGUGUUCCUUUUGCAAUAAGUCUUAUUCACUUUUAAGCACUUUACGGAGGCAUGAAAAUGUUCACACAGGAAACAAACAGUUCAUAUGCAAAAUAUGUGGCAAAAUUUUUAAAAAGUCAUCUUGUCUCUCACAGCACGAACGUAUCCAUUUGGACGACGUUCCAUACAAAUGCAGCUACUGUGGUAAAGGUUUCAAGGAAACAAUUCGUUUGAUUGAACAUAGGCGUAUACACACGGGAGAAAAACCUUUUCAGUGUGAUCAUUGCUCGAUGCGAUUUCGCUUAAAAUCGUUGCUUAAAGCACAUGCUGUAAAGUGCACCAUCAAACAGAUUGCUCCUGCUCAAGAUGUUCAAUGCGAACAUUGUGAACUUGUGUUUCCUAGCAACUGUUUGCUUAUCAUGCAUGCCAUGGACUCGCAUUCGCAGCACAUGUCCGUAGAAAACAAAUGUAGGUAUUGUGAUAUGAAGCUAAAACCUGGUAAGGGUUUAUUGGAACACGAACUGCAACAUCGCGAACCCGGCGUAAUUGAAUGUAAGCAAUGCGGCCGAAUCUUUAAACAGCGGUCUAACCUGAGGCGCCAUCAACGACUUCACACUAUGAACGCCAUGCCGUACAAGUGUGACAUGUGUGAUAAGUCAUUUUCACAGUUAAGUACGAUGAAUGCCCACAGACGGGUGCAUACUGGAGAGAAACCUUACAAGUGUGAGCUAUGUGGGAAAAGUUUUCAACACACCUCUACCAAAAACCGCCAUGUGCGAUCACAUUAUAAGCCGAGCAGUAAAUUAUUUUUAGCAUGUGCAAGUGACAGAAAUGCACAAGCAGUGUAAAACAUGCUUCCUAGAGCUCAACAUUUUACAUUUGGAAUCAAACAACGUAAGAUGUGCUAGGUAUACCUGAAUUCACCUUUGAGUUUCGCGCACCAACGAUUGUAAUGACUAAAAAUAAGAUAAGGAUAGAAUCACCAAUUUAGUAGAACAUUGAAAUCAAGUAGGUAAAGCAAUAUUGUAAUCCAUCAAUGCUCGACAGCUCUUUCUGCGUAGACUUCCAUUAUAUUGUUUCACCAUCAUCAGGAGUUGAUAAUCAACUUUAAAUCCGUAAUUAUUUCUGUUUGACUUACCGUGUUACUGAGCAGUCAAUUAAUUGAUUUGGUUUAACAAUGCCUUUUUCAUUUUUAUUAUUUAAAUUUCAUAACAAUAGUUUAAUGGAAACGCAUUAGCCCACAUUUCAGUAAAUGCAACAAAUAAAAAAUAGAACAUAUCUUAAGUUUUUUGUAGUAUAGAAAAAAAAGAUCGGUAGUAGUACAAGAGAUGUUUACAUUGUUUAUAGAACUUUAACUUGCCUCUCAAUAUAUACUUUGUUAUUCAAGUUUUCCACAAUACUUCUUGUAUGGACAUUCGUGAUCUAUUUCAUCGAUGAACAGUUUCGAAUGAAAAUUCAAUAUUUGGCUCAUACUUGGAAGAAUCGCUGCUAAGAAACGAAGAUAAAUUCUCGCUGUGUUUGUUAGUGUUGUUGGUCCGUAUGCCAAACAAUCAUCCGGCGAUCUUGAUUCUUGAUCAGUUUUUGCUUUCCUGGACUUUAUUUAUCCUUAGCAGAAUAUUCAGUAUUGAUGUGAUUUGAUACACGGUUCUGUCAUGUCACCACAUGUCCAAUGGGUCACGAAUCCACAUGUCCACCGGGUCACCCUUUUUCAUUAUACAGUAAUGUAUUGUUUCUCACGUUGAAUUAUUAAAUGUGAAAUAUAAUACAACAUAAAAUAUAACCAGCAAAUAAAACGUAUUUUUCGGUAGACUCGACUCAGCAAAAACAUAAAUAAUUAA